GACGGUCGGUGCUGCGUGCACUGCGGUCGGAUGCGAGGUCGAAAUGAAGUGAUAUAUCGGCGAGCUUGCAAGGCCUGUUUCGCUGCGCGCUCGUGCGCCGUCUGCCACGCUGUGCCGCCGGCGUCGCUGGAGACCCCGCAGUGCGAGAUGUGCGACAACCUCGCUCUGUGGUGUCCUGAGUGCACAACACCAGAGCAGCGGGCGGCGGGCCUGUGUAAAACACAUUGGGAUUCCCCCGAGUGCGCAUUCUGUUACAGGACCGAGGACUCCGCCACCAAGGAACCGCUGCAGGUGUCCAUGAUUGAAUGCGGAACAGAGAGCUGCUCCAAAGUCGUGAGGAGCUGCUUUGUGUGCUCGUCGCAUUUCAAGCAGAGCGCGGCGCUGUGCGACGUGUGCUGGAAGGCAGCUGGCUCCAAGUGCAUCGGAUGCGGUGUCAAACCAGCCCGGACCGCCAGGGUAUACCAGCACUUUUGCAAGAAAUGCUUCGGGGAGGAGAGGCUCGCAGACCUCGUCCGCGACGAGAGCAGGAAGUUCCUCGCCGACGAGCCGCGACCGCAGAGGCUCGACGACGACGUACUCCUCGCUCUGGCAAAGCCCGAGCCCGGGUCCUUGCCGAAGUACGCGGAGACGCCCGAGUACCUGGACCCGAACCAUUGCCGCUUCUGCAAGCAACCGUGGGGUGACUCCCACGACGACGACAAGCGACGGCACCUGCUCGAGGAGUGCAGGCAUGAUCUCCAUCAACGAGACGGCGAAGACAUUCUCCAGACGUACCGGAGGACAGUGCUCGAACGGGCGCGCGCAGAGGGCCUGGACGCGGUCAGUCCGCAGGUGGGCAGGUUUUGUGUGGCGCAGUACAAGCAUGCGCAGACGGACGAACGAUACGUCCAUGAUGCCUGUGCCGUCUGCUGUCGAAAGACGCCCAAGUGCGACUUGAAUCGAGUUCACAUCCCAUCGUCGAGCAGCGCAAAGUGCCCGGAGUGGUUGUCGUGGUCCGAAGAGUUCUGGAAUGAAAACAAGGAGACGUGGUACGAGCAGGUCGACAAGCUCCUCAGCAUUGAACAGUAUUUGAAAAAGUUCUUAAAGGUGUCUGAGCGAGCCCAGGAAGCGCGAGAGAGCGUGGAGGCGUGCAGCCGCGGGGAGCCGCACGAGCUCGGGUUCACGAAGGUGGAGGACGCAAAGAACUGGGUCGACCGCGUGCGCCUUUGGGAAGACAAUCUGAGGAGAGACAUGCGGGAGCACUCCGUUGUCUCUCCAGGUGAUCCGAAUCAUCGGCGGGUAUUGUACAAGUCCGCAGUAUGCACGGAUGCGCCCGAGGGCAGCGGCGGAGAUCUUCGCGUGAGCAUGUGCAAGGAGUGCGCCGAAGCAUUGUCGAACACGCACACAGACAGCCGCGGGCGGUGCCGCCCGCGGCUGCGCAUGCCCAGCGAGGCUCUCGCGAAUGGCAUGUGGCGUGGUCCUGACCCGGAAGAGCUCACGAACUUAACGUACACCGAGUGCAAGGUGAUCAACCUGGCGAGGGUGUACGUCAGCGUGAAGCGCGUGUUGUUGGACAGGGCGUCUUUCGCCAGGACGAGUGCCGACGAGGCGCCGCGCUAUCACCAGACGAACGUUGUUGCGUACCCGCAGAGCCCCGACGCGGCUCUGACUGCCAUCGGACUGUCGCCGAUGGCCCUGGCGCACACUCUGAUCGUCCAGUUCGUGGGAAGCCGCGCUGACGGUAUCUGGCAUCAUCCUGACUUGCAAGUUUCCGUGGUGCGACUUCGAGCAGCAUUUCGUUGGUUGUGCUCCAGCAGCUGGAACCACAUGGAAGCCACGCGACACCAUGCCGCAUGUGCGGAUUCUGGCUUACUCCACGAGUCGAUCGAGGAGUUGCUGGACGCGUACGCGACGAGCGUUGGUGGAUCCUCGGGCGUUCCGCGCGAGCUCGUCGACUCGGCGACGUCGAUCAGCGGCUCAAGAGCUUCGGUGCAGUCUAAAGGACCAGCUGACUGCACGGAAGAAGGUGAACGCGACACGGAGGAGAACGGGCCCGAGGAGGCGGAAAACGCCGCCGUCGUGAACGGCGGUUUAGCAGACGUCGACUCCCUGCAGCUGUGGACACAGGUUAUCAAACACUUUAAGGCGGCACAGCGGUUUAAAGAGGAAUUGGCCGCUCUAGACCCCGCCGACUUAUCUGCUCGCGCCGAGAAGAAGAGAAUGCACGGUGUGAGCAUGGCCCAGGCCAUCGAAGACCUGGAGAAGCUGUCGAAUGAGAAGAUGCGAAAACGUUUGGAAGAGCGGGCGCGGUCGGAGUCUGACGACAGAGCGCCCUUGAAGAUCACGCACGAGACCACGUUCUUGUCUGCUCGCACGCCGAACUUUUGGGCGUCCUGCUUCGUUCGGCUGUUUCCUCGGGGAGACUGUCAGGAAACAUGCCCAGAACGUAAAGCGGCGGAUAGUACCGUAUCGUUCUUGUCUUCCAAUAAGUGGACCCAGUGCUUACUUAAACGAGCAGAUUGUGAUUACUGGCGGAAGGACCUGGAGUUCGUCGCAUCCGUGGUCAACAUCUUUAUGCGUCGAGAUCAGAUGAGCAAGGUGGAAGCGUGCAUGAGGGAGACGCCCGGCGGCGGCUUCAUGGGCAUAACUCCCGAUGAGAUGCAAAGGAUGAACGAGAUCACAGCGGAAGGUUUGGUUGCCGCCGCGAUCGCGAUGGGAGGUGAUGCGAAGGGCAUGAGCGAUCUUCUGAGGAAUAAAAAGUUGACCCAACCAGUCCGCACAGCCGCUGACAAAAUGCAGGCCGUGUCCCGGAAAGUGCGUGGAUCUGCCGAAGAGCGGGACUCGUACAGGUGGAAUUUCCGAGCUCUUCAGAUAAACUCGGGCUGCUCGACUUUGUUCUUUACGCUGAAUCCCCACGACAUUCGCAGUCCGCUGACGGUGCUCCUGGUGCAGGACGGCGCGGAGAUGCAGAGGCUAUUCUCCCUGAACAUGAGCGACAAGGAGGCGGAGGACUGGAUGAAAGAAUUUCAAGCAGAGCACCCUCGUCUUCUCCACCGUCGCGUGGCGCAAGACCCUUACUAUGCCCAGAAAGUUUUCCACUCGACCGUCAAAGACGUGAUUCGCUAUAUAUUCAACUGCGCUGAUGGACCCUCGAACCUGCCUCCGGAUGGCAUCGCGGCGAGCGAGGUGCCCGGUGUAUUCGGGUACGUGCGCCCCUAUCUCGGAGUUGUUGAGGAACAGAUGCGGAAGGCGCUGCACAUACACAUGCUCGUGCAGAUUCUUGGCUUCUCGCAUCCCGACGAUAUCUUCAAGAAGAACUCUUUCCUCGACGAAUUUAAGCGUCUCUACUACUAUCACGCCUCAGUCAUGUUCCGCAGCCAGGAAGCCGUAGCGCAUCAUUUCGCCGUUCCCGUGGCGAUGAGAACCACCGCCGGGCUGCCGUUGUUCCCGGUGACUCUGAAGCAGCGGAGCAUGAUCGGCAGCGCUCGCGUUGAGGAGAGCAACCUCGCGCAGACUGUGGCGCGCGGACUCGACGUGCCGCCUGCUUUAUCCAGGAGCGUGCCUGAGUAUCCAUUCUUCGUGGGUUCGUAUCACGGCGACGAGAACGUGUCCGGUAGCGACUGGGGCAGCCGCGCUGUUGUCGAGAUUUUUUCAAGGAGUCGCAAGACGGGAAACCACGUGUGCAAGCCGUCCGUCUGUCACAAGGGAUUGUUACCAGUGGCCUACUUCAAGCUUUCCUACCAUUCAUGCUUCGGCCGCUGUUGCAAUCACGACAUCCAAGUGCUCCCGCGGUUGCGCGCUCUGAAGAGCAGCAGCCCAGACGCCGUGCCCGAUGAGGCAGAGGUUGCCACCGCCAGAGCGGGACUGAUAGAGCAGCAGGCGGCGAAUGAGUUUUACUGUUCGUCAUACUCUAGCAAGUCCGCGCCGCACGCGGAGGGACUCGUGCUGACUCUUGCAGUCUCGCUCCAUCAGAAAGAGCAAGACGCGAAGGAGGCUGCUGGCCGCGGCGACGAGCCUGUGAACGUGCACGAGAAGGCGAAGCGGAUUCUCCACAGGCUGUUGUCGGCGACGAACAACAGGAUGCACAAAGGGUUUCCAGAGAUGCUCAGUUACCUGCUUCAGGGGCCGACCCUGUACUCUAGCCACGAGUUCGUUACCGUCUUGACGCCAGGCCUCAGCAUGCUGAUCUCGAAAAGGUUGAGCGAGGUCGCAACCGGUGCAGAGACGAGUGGACCCUCCACUGCCGCGAGUCCGUACUCUACGAAACUCUACCGAAGGCCGUUCCUGACGGAGUACGAUUACCUCUACCGCCCCGACGAGCUGGAGGAUUUCCCAUUGUACUUUUACUUCGCGGCUUGCGAAGCUCGGCAAGCUCGCCCUGACGGACAUCGCCCCGUGAACACUCUGGCGUGGCACGUCGCGGCCGACGGUAAGCGUCAGUUCUCUGCGGAAAAGCUAUACAGCCGGGAGCACGAAAAAGUGCCUCUGCGCGGAGAUCCUUCGGAGCAUCACCCCCUCGGGCCUGAGCUAUACAAGUACGCGUACUACGUGACCGUCCGCUUGAGCAUCGCGUGGCGGAUACCUGUUCUUCGCGGAUUUCUCCCUCCGUGCCCGGAGGCAAAGAAAGACGGAGAUGGCGAAGCUAAGAGAUUAGAAGACGAGGUUAAGUACGCGGUGUACGUGCAACUGCUCUUUCGACCUUUCCGAACAGUGGAGGACGUGCUGCGUCGCGCCCCGCCCGCGCCGUGGACGCACAUACCUGCGGAGUACUACGGCGCAUUUUUGAAUGAGUUCGAGGAUUGGCGCAGCACUCAGGAGUCCAUCGCUUCUCGAGCACGUAGUGAUACGCCACCUCUCAGCAAGGGAUGGUGGGCUUGUCGCGUGUGUGAAUGCCUGAGGAAUUACGACCUCGUCGCAAAGCGCCACGUAUCGGUUGUUGAUCGUGUGCCGACAGGGGACGCUCUCCGUGGUUAUCCCGACGCUGCUGCCGAUAUCGAUGGCCCCGAUGCGAACAGGGCCGACGACGAGGAGAUGUUGAUGGAGUCCGAUUCGGACGAGAGUCCCGGCGAUGCUGCGAUGGAGGACGAUGCCCCCAGUGAUGCGGCAGUUCCUCGCGCGUCGGGUCGCGAAGCAGAUCCAGUCAGCCAGCUUUGCGGAACCGUGGACAUUGACUUGAACGAACUGGUCAACUCGGCAACUCUGGCGAGAAGCAGAUCCAACGAGGCAAAAUAUCUCCGUGGCUUUAUCGAAGAGGAAAAGAAGUGCGUUUCCAGGCGCACAGCUGCCGCUGACGGCGACGGUGCGUUCCAAGAGUGCUCGUUGUCAGCACGAAAGUCGCUCAUCGUCUCUGACAUGCAGCAGAAAUUUUUCAAGAUCGCCAACGAGGGCGAGGAUAAUGUCGAGAUGGUCAGGAAAGUCGAGAAGACGAAGUCAGAUGUGCUACAGCAACGCAUCGACGCGGCGAUGGCGAGAAUUCCCGUAGCACUUGAGCGCAAGGUGCCCUUGUUGGCCCGUAAGUCAUCGACGUCUGUUGUAGAGGCUGCGCUGUUCUUGUUGAGCCAAAAGGUUCUCGACAUCCCUGAUGUGGGCGGUAUCAACGUGAAGCAGGCGCGGGCGUUUCUGUGGAAUGCGUUGUGGCUGCAAGACGUGAUGAAUCGGGAAUGGUCCCUGGACGACCCGCCCGGAUCGCAGUUCUCUUCGAGCUCUUCUUUGGCGGACGGCUUUCAGCUCGCGCUCAUGGGCCCCGGCGGCACCGGUAAAACUGCGGUGCUCCGCGUUACGGAGGCAUUGGUCUCUUAUUUUUUGGGUGCCGAAUCCGUGCGAAAGUGUGCUCCAUCCAACUCGGCGGCCCGGCUCAUCGGCGGCGACGCCAUACGCGCUGUGUGUAAGCUCCCGUUCGGGAACAUUUCCGUCAGGGACCGGAAAGCCCGUUUGAGUGUUGCUGCGCUGGAAAAGCACAGACAACGCUGGAAGAAAGCUCGCGCGUGCUUCAUUGACGAAGUGUCUAUGGUCUCCAGUGACCAGCUCCAUGCCUCCGAGGUCCGCAUCAGGGAAGCGAAGGAUGACAGGAAACCCUUCGGUGGCCUCGGUAUGAUUCUUUCUGGAGACUUCUUGCAGUUGCCCCCCGUGGAUCCAGGAGACGCGCAGAAGAGUUUAGCGACUCCUCUGAAGGAGACUGGCGCCCUGGACGCGGCCCCUGAGAACCCCGACGCAAAGGAUCAGGACGCGAAGCGAAAGAAGCUCGCCGAUGCCGCUCAGGGGGUUCCGUUGUGGCAACGGGCACGGCAUGUCGUGUGCCUUGACGUGAACAUUCGCGCCCCGGGUAAGCUCAGCAAGUUACUCGCGGAGAUGCGAGACGGCAAGGGCAUCUCUUCCGAGUGUUGGCAGAUGUACCUGGAUCGCAUCAUGGAGCGGAACGACCAGAGACUUUCCGAGGGGAGUUCUCCUUUCAGUAAAUACGACUGGCAGUUCAUUGUUCAUCGCCACAAGAUCCGCGUGCAUCGCUCGCUCGUGAACGCCAAGGCAGCUACGUCUCGUGGGCAUAAGCCGCUAUUCAUCGCACAGGCCAGGGAUGAGGCGGUGCAUUCGAAAGAUGAUCGCAAAAUGCCACACGUCAGGGAAGAGCUUUUGCGCAGAGCGUCGCCCCGAGACACUCAAAGCUUGCCAGGCAUACUUCCACUGUACGUCGGGAUGCGGUUGACGUUCCAGGAGAAG
Messenger RNA from Prorocentrum cordatum, 6693 nucleotides. Lineage: Eukaryota; Dinophyceae; Prorocentrales; Prorocentraceae. The record is from the annotation of a GenBank genome assembly.